Molecule: messenger RNA, 445 nt
Organism: Aspergillus eucalypticola CBS 122712
Lineage: Eukaryota; Fungi; Ascomycota; Eurotiomycetes; Eurotiales; Aspergillaceae
Exons: 1
Coding region: 44-445 (133 amino acids)
Source: RefSeq, a predicted model, not a curated record
GCAGGCAAGUGCUGCAUCUCCAACUUACCCUGAAUUCAAGUAUAUGUACCUUUCCAGACACCGCGCGUCGACCCCAGGUAUCCUCCGCCAAUUCCUUUCAAAUGGUCCAAUUAUAAAAUCGCCAACGGCCUCUACUAGAUACUCCGCAUCGCGAACUUCGCCGGUUGGAGAGGAAGCUGUGAUGUUCAAGAAAGCCGUCAAGGAACAUUCAGUAGCGUCGGCGACUCCGCUACAAUCCACGCUUACACGCAGCAACAAUGGGAAUGCUUCAAUGAGACCCCCGCCGCCGUCCGCAGGGGUCAAGCGCAAAAUCGAGAUGGCUACCGUGCGAGAGUCUAAUCUGGGGUCCCUCCACGAUGGCGUCUACUUCGACGAGAACGACUUUGACGACGAUGACGACCUGGACUUUGAGGAACCCGAUCCAUUCAUCCCCCGGCCCCUAUAA